AUGCCCGAGUGCGUCGAAUUGCCACAACGCGAUCAAACCUUCCACAUCGUCAUGGGCAACAGCGCGUCAGUGCAUGAUCGGUGCCGCGAGGGAGACGUCACUGGCCUGAAGGAACUCUUGCAGGCGUCGUCAGAGACCGCGGACGUCGAGAAAGUCGACGAGUACGGCCGGACGGCGCUUCUUGUAGCUGCAGGAAGCGAUCCAGUAGUCAAGGCCCCCAGUCCAACGCCGCAACAACAACAGGAUGGCAUGAGCGAACGGUCCGAGAGCGAAGCGUUUCCGUCCAUCGGUUCGGACACAGAUCCCUCGACUGGUCAUUCUCUCUCAAUCGCAGCGCAGAAGAAGCAGCUUGUCGUCGAAAUGAUCAACCUUCUUGUGGAAAAGCAAGCCAACCUUGACCAUCGCGACGAAAAAGGGUGGACAGCGUUGCACUAUGCGUGUCAAGCCCAAAAUGACGCUGCCGUAGAGUGCUUGCUUAAACAUGGUGCCUUACCAACCCGUGACUCCCUUGGAUUGCUUCCUCAGGAUCUUCUCUUGCAUUCUGGAUACCCGGACUCAAUCAAAGUGGCGGAGGAUGUGGCGGGGAUUUUGCAUCGUGUCACAGAACCCAACGAGUACAAGCUGAAGUUGCUGAGUCUUCGGUCGAGUGGCAUUGCCGAGAUUCGGCUUGGCAGUCAUAUCGAAAAGGGUUCGAUCGUGACCGUCGAAAUCGAUGUCCCAGAGAACCACUUGCCGAAGGAUUACAUCCAGCUGCUGAUUUACAACGAAGCAGGUGACACGAACCUUGAACUUGGACCAGUGCAACCCGUCCCGGCUGGUGCAACCAGUCAAGUGUCCUUCAAAUGCGACUAUGGCGCCGUACCCUGUAUUUACCGCUUUGUCUACGUGAAAUGCGACAUAAACACCAUAUCGCGCGUCGUUGUUGCCAGCGGCUGCACAGCAUCUGUCCAAGCGUCAAUCGGCGAAGUAUUUCAAUACGAACUGUACCUCUACGAUCGAGUGGUCGAAGUUGAGAGUGUCUCCGAGUACGAAUUCUUCGACCAGCCCACAAUUGCAUUGAAGCGCAUUGGAAUUGUCCAAGGCACCCCUGACGAUAUCGAUUGGGUCGACAUUUUGCCUGAAAACCACAUUGUCGCCGUGAAUGAUGUCGUGAUUGCGGGAAUGUCGUUUGAAAACUCAAUCCGUCAGCUUCAAGUGAACAACGGACACAAAUGCACGAAACUGCUCAUGCAAAACUCUGUCGCGCUCGGAGAUUUCAUCCACGAAAAAAUCCUUGGACUUGGGGUGAUUGGAAAGUACGCGAGCUUGUCUCCAGUCGACGUGUCGCCCGAAUCGAAUCCGCCAUCGCCCUUGCAAUCAAAAGACGUCGCGUCAGCUUCAAACGUUCAAGACACGAUUUCAUCGCCCGAGGAAGAUGCGUUCUGCGCCACUGCAGGAUCCACAAGCUCUGACGACUUCCACGACGCAUUGUCUCCGUCGGCAGUUCAACCUCCUGGGUCGCCGCUGCGAGGGGUAUCCGCCACGACGGAACUUCUUCCCACCACCAAACAACUGGUCGGUGAGAUGUUCGAGGGCCUGGCCGUCAAGCCUUGA
Molecule: messenger RNA, 1593 nt
Organism: Aphanomyces invadans
Lineage: Eukaryota; Oomycota; Saprolegniomycetes; Saprolegniales; Verrucalvaceae
Exons: 5
Coding region: 1-1593 (530 amino acids)
Cellular component (GO): cytoplasm; nucleus
Molecular function (GO): protein binding
Source: RefSeq, a predicted model, not a curated record